AUGAAGAAGUUUUUUAGCUUCCCUAGUAAGAAGGGCGGGUCGUCCUUUCGCGUUACCAGCUCGCGGAGGGACGGCCCGGGCAUCCUGCGUGAGAAGAGAAUUGGAACCAACAGCUUCGGGUCAGGGUACAACAUCCGAAACAAAGAUCUCAGAAAGAUCCACAAAGUUGCCAGCAUGGGCAACGUAAGGAAGCUGCAGGAGAUUCUAUUUUUCGGGAAACAGGGCGUGGACGAAAGAGACAAGAUGAACAGGACUGCUCUCCAUUUGGCCUGUGCCAAUGGCCAUCCAGAUGUCGUUGCUGUCCUAGUGGAAAGGAAAUGCCAGCUUGACCUCUUUGAUAAAGAUUAUAGGACUGCUCUGAUGAAGGCUGUACAAUGUCAGAGUGAGAGAUGUGUGACCGUUCUUCUAGAACACGGUGCUGAUCCAAAUCUUACGGACAUUGCUGGCAAUACUGCUCUCCACUAUGCCGCCCUUGGUUCGAAUACAUCAAUAGCAGAGAAGCUGCUUCUACAUCAUGCAAAUAUUGAAGAUGAACUCACACCAUUUUUACUUGCUGUAAGUGAGAACAAACAGCAAAUGGUGGAAUUUUUAAUAGAAAAAGAAGCAAAUGUACAUGCAGUUGAUAAGUUGCAAAGAACAGCCCUCAUGCUUGCUGUACAUUAUGAUUCUGCAGAUCUAGUCAGGGUUCUUCUUCAGCAAGGUAUUAAUAUCUUUUCUGAAGAUGCGUAUGGAUGGACUGCAGAAGAAUAUUCUAUUUUUAAUGAUCUUAAAGUUAUUUCUGUUAAACCUGGUACUGAUGAUUCAUGGCCUACAUCAGAUGAUGAAGACUUUAAUUUUGAUAUCAAGGGUACAGAACUCUGGAUUAAGAACUAG
This is a messenger RNA of Neomonachus schauinslandi (Hawaiian monk seal), 873 nucleotides long. RefSeq names its product putative ankyrin repeat domain-containing protein 19. Gene Ontology annotation, molecular function: protein binding. The transcript has 7 exons. NCBI's taxonomy places the organism in Eukaryota, Metazoa, Chordata, Mammalia, Carnivora, Phocidae. The coding region runs from base 1 to 873 and encodes 290 amino acids. The record is from RefSeq and is a predicted model, not a curated record.